This is a messenger RNA of Culicoides brevitarsis, 888 nucleotides long. Its product is annotated as zinc metalloproteinase nas-13-like. Gene Ontology annotation, biological process: proteolysis. Gene Ontology annotation, molecular function: metalloendopeptidase activity; zinc ion binding. The transcript has 2 exons. The record is from RefSeq and is a predicted model, not a curated record. Lineage: Eukaryota; Metazoa; Arthropoda; Insecta; Diptera; Ceratopogonidae. The coding region runs from base 1 to 888 and encodes 295 amino acids.
AUGAAGAAGGGCCAUCAAAUAUACGAGUCAUUGACGCGUCCCAGCCAAAGUCCCAACAAGGGUGAGACACGUCCCAUGACUCACUGGGACGAAAUCGAGGCUCGUGAAAUUGGUGCUGAAGUCCAAAACUGGGAUCCGUCCAAAGAAACGAACGUUUGGGAGCACAGUGGACUUUAUGAAGGUGACAUUCUACUUGAGCUCGGUCGUAAUGGACUUCUUAACAAAACAGCACGUUGGCCGAAAGGGAUCAUUCCAUAUCGCAUAGAAGAAGAAGAUUUCACAGAAGGCGAAGUUCUUACGAUUCGCAAAGCCAUCAAGGAAUAUCACAAUAAAACGUGUCUAAAAUUUCGACCGUUACGCAAAUCGGACGAGAAUUGGGUAGAAAUCGUUGGAUCUCGAAGUGGUUGUUGGUCAAGUGUAGGCAUGCAGGGCGAUGGGCAACUGUUGAAUUUACAAACUCCCAACUGCGUGAGAUUUGGGGUGGUAUUGCACGAAUUAAUGCAUGCCGUGGGCUUCUAUCAUCAGCAAAGUGCGAGCAAUCGAGAUGAUUUUGUCAAAAUUCACUGGGAAAAUAUCAAGGAUGGACGCGAACAUAAUUUUAACAAGUACAAUACGAGUGUGAUAACGGACUUUGGGGUGCAAUAUGACUACAAAAGUGUGAUGCAUUACAGUGGGAAGGCUUUUUCGAAGAACCAAAAGCCAACAAUUGAAGCUCUCAAAGCAAAUACUACGUUGGGACAGCGAGACGGAUUUACGGAAAGUGAUGUUCGAAAGCUUAAUGUCAUGUAUGAGGAAGAAUGCAAAAAACGAGUAGCGGAACCGGAAGAAAGUGGAAUAGAUUGGGGCACGUUGCUGGCUCCAUGGAAGAACAAAGAUGUGCAAGAUUGA